AUGAAUUUAAUAGUACAAAUUAUUAUCCUUGGAAUAAUUUUUAUUAUUUCAUCAAAAUUAUUACGUCGAAAACAACAAUUAAACAUAAAUGAGCCACCGUUAGUACCCUAUAAAUACCCAAUAAUCGGGCAUACAUUCGAUUAUUAUAGAGAUACAGAAAAAUUUAUCAAUAAAUGUUGUGAAGAAUAUGGAGAAAUAUUUUCGUUAUAUGUAUUUGGUAAAGUGAUAACCUUUGUGGGCAAAGAACUUUCUCCCGAAGUUUUCAGGAGUCACAAAGAUUUCAAUUUUGAUAUUGCAUUCAAAGAAAAAUUUCCCUUGGAAAGAUUCAUGAAUCGCCCGGAUAAAUUUUUUGCCCCUUUACCUAAAAUAAUAUUUACCUAUUUAUCACAAUCAUUACCAUCAUAUACUGAAAGGGUUCAAAAGACACUUAUUGAGGCUAUUGAUGAAAUAAUCGGCGAUGGAAAGGUCAUACAAAAGCCUUUGAAUACUUUUCAAUUAAUCAUCGCAAGACCAAUCGCAGCAUCUUUAAUUGGUGAAGAAUUUUCUGAUGAUAAAGAAUUGGUAAAUACUGUAGCUUAUGCUGCAAGUGAUUUUAUUCCAUUCUUAUCGAUUCCACCAUUUUUAAGUUUCAUUCAUCCGUUGUUACACAAGGAAUUUUUAGUGGAAGUGAUUAAACGAAAGAUUUCACCUGUAGUCGAAAGAAGAUUAAGCAGCAUGAAAACGAACAAAUCCUAUGUUCCUCCUGUUGAUAUAUUACAAAAAUUUAUUGAACUUUUAAGUCAAGAUUAUACAGUCGAUAUUGAAGUUUUAACUGAUUAUGUUAUUACCGCCAUAUUUGCUGCGGUGCAUACAACUUCAUCUUUCCUCACCAAUUGUUUACAUCAAUAUGCAAAUUAUCCACAAUUCCAAAAAGAAUUAUUGGAAGAACAAGAACGAUUAUUACAAAGUAAAAAUGGAAAGACCUAUUAUACUUCUAAAGAAAUUGAUAAUUUGGUUAAUCUGGACAGCUUCUUUAAAGAAACCUUAAGAUUAACCACAAGUAUAGUUUACUUUGAACAUAUGACACUUAAUUCUCAUUUUACCUUUUCGAAUGGUUAUCAAGUUCCAAAGGAUCGAUUCGUUUAUAUUCGAUUACAAGAAGUUCAUCGUGAUGAAGAAUUACAAGGUCCAAAUCCAAAGGAAUUUAACCCUUUCCGUCAUCUAGGAAAAUCACCUGCAACAAACGUAGCAAAAGACUUUCUCGCAUUUAGUUUUGGUAAACAUGCAUGUCCAGGCCGAUAUUUCGCUGCAAGUGAAAUUAAAACCGCUUUACAUUAUUUAAUUUUAAAAUAUAAUAUUAAAAAUCUUGAUGGUAAAAAAGUUUAUCCACAAAUCAAGGGUCCUUUCAGAUUUUCUAGUGAUGAAGGAGACUAA
Messenger RNA from Funneliformis geosporum, 1413 nucleotides. The record is from the annotation of a GenBank genome assembly. NCBI's taxonomy places the organism in Eukaryota, Fungi, Glomeromycota, Glomeromycetes, Glomerales, Glomeraceae.